Messenger RNA from Zootermopsis nevadensis, 1189 nucleotides. The record is from RefSeq and is a predicted model, not a curated record. Lineage: Eukaryota; Metazoa; Arthropoda; Insecta; Blattodea; Termopsidae.
UGUUACUGUAGUAACGUUCUGUGAUAAUAUAAGUAGUGACAACAAUUUGUACUUAAGUGUUCUACUAUAAAAAAGUUUUACUUUCUCGUAAUCCAUUCUGCCGAACAUUUACGAUGCAACUCUAUACUUAAGUUUCAUUAUCUAAACUACUGUCCCAGUAUACAACGCAGUUUUUUCUUAAAUGCAAACCUUCAAAGCUGCAUUAAAACAUGCUAGUGAUUUUUACACAACGUACGUUCGCACAACGGACAUGUCUGCAUUUUUUCGUAUAGAAAAUUAAAGUUCUUUUCAGGAACAUACAAUAACUGCAAACUAAACCACACCAAUGGAGCGCUGGGUUGGUCGUGUUGCCGUGGUAACGGGAGCCAGUGGAGGAAUUGGAGCCUGUAUUGCCCAGGAACUUGUCAAGAAAGGGCUCAAAGUCGUCGGACUAGCGCGUAGAGUGGAGAAAAUCCAAGAACUAUCAGCAACUCUCAAGACGGCACCAGGCAAACUUUACGCUGUGAAAUGUGACGUCACAAAAGAAGCAGACGUUAAGGAAACAUUCAGAUGGGUGAAAAGUAAUCUUGGAGGGGUGGACAUUCUGGUUAACAAUGCCGGAGGUGACAGUUCAAACAACCUCAUUGAUGGCCCAGCUGAAAGUUGGAAGUCAAUUUUCGACAUAAAUGUUCUGGCUCUGAGUAUCUGCACGAAGGAAGCAAUCCAAUCUAUGAGAGACCGAAACGUCGAUGAUGGUCACAUUGUUCAUAUAAACAGCACCCUAGGACACGUUGUACCCCCUGCGGAAUUUGGGUUUUCAAUGUAUACAGCAUCGAAAUACGCUGUCACAGCGCUGACCGAGGGACUGCGAAAGGAACUUGUCAACCUGAAGUCCAAUAUCCGAGUCACUAGUAUCAGCCCUGGAAUGGUGAAAACAGAUUUUCUGACUUCUUCAGGAACGAAACUCGUAACGGCAGAAGCCACGUAUUCGAGCAAUCCUCACUUGCUUCCAAAAGACGUCGCUGACGCAGUCCUAUUUGCUCUCGGAAGCCGUCCGCAUGUCCAGAUUCAUGAGGUGACCAUUCAUCCGGUUGGAGAGAAGAUUUAAACGGACAAAAUAAAGAACUUCUGCAUUACGUGCAUUUAUGUACCAUUUUCCUAGAGACUCUCUAGAAGAACAUUUGCAUAAUAAAAUCAUAUAAUCAGCUAC